Hippopotamus amphibius kiboko is the source of this 2153-nucleotide messenger RNA. RefSeq names its product regulator of G protein signaling 9 binding protein (gene RGS9BP). Lineage: Eukaryota; Metazoa; Chordata; Mammalia; Artiodactyla; Hippopotamidae. The record is from RefSeq and is a predicted model, not a curated record. The transcript has a single exon. Bases 415 to 1128 code for a protein of 237 amino acids. Gene Ontology annotation, biological process: G protein-coupled receptor signaling pathway; detection of light stimulus involved in visual perception. Gene Ontology annotation, cellular component: neuron projection; photoreceptor outer segment.
CUGGUCGCCCUUGGCAGCGGCUAAGGCGGAGCGCGCGGCUCCACGGCCGGCUAGCCCUGGCGAAGGCACCGGAGGAGGGUGGGGACCGCAACCCGGGCUUCGCAGGUGGCUACCGUGGAGGCGAGGGCCGCGCAGAGAUUCGGCGUGUGACUAGGAGCGCACCUGGGGAGGAUGGACGCGAGGGGACGGGAAAUAGCUAACGGGGCUCUCUCUCCGCGCCGCGUGCGUGGAAGCGCACGUCGUGGAUCCUGAGCGGCUCUGUAGACAGCGGCAGCGCCAAGCUCCCCUCAGGCCAUGAGGAGUGCUCAGGCCUGCCGGCCGGGGGACGCCGUCGGGGCUGGCUGCGUCCUGCUGAGCUGAGGGCGUGAGGCUGAGAGGGGCGCAGGAGGCAGGGCUGCGCGGGAGAGCAGCGCCAUGGCUAAGGAGGAGUGCAAGGCGCUACUGGACGCGCUCAAUAAGGCGACCGCAUGCUACCACUGCCUGGUGCUCACCAUCGGCGGCUCCGCGGACUCGCAGAACCUGCGAGAGGAGCUGCAGAAGACGCGCCAGAAGGCGCAGGAGUUGGCGGUGGCCCUCCGCGCCCGGCUGACAGCCCCCUUGCGCGAUAGAGGCCUGGGCCCCGAGGAGCGCGCCGAGUUCGAGCGCCUGUGGGUGGCCUUCUCCGGCUGCCUGGACCUGCUGGAAGCCGACAUGCGGCGUGCGCUGGCCCUGGGCACCGAGUUCCCGCUGCAUGCACCGCGGCGGCCCCUCGUGCGCACCGGCGUGGAAGGCGGCGCAGCGGGCGUAGUGGCCCGCGCGCUGAGCACCCGCAGCCUGCGGCACGAGGCUGAGCGCGACUUCGACGUGGAAGACCUGCACCAGCUGGAGCGGGAGAUCCUUCAGGUGGGCGAGAUGAUCCAGGAUAUGGAGAUGAAGGUCAACGUGCCCCGCUGGACGGUGCAGGCCCGGCAGGCGGCAGGCGCCGAGCUCCUGUCCAGCACCAGCGCCGGUGUCUCUUCCGUGGGCGGUGCAUCCAUAGAACAGCGCACCGGGCCCUGCGACCUGAGCAAGGCCAAGGCCGCCACCAUCUUCAGUGCCGUGCUGCUGGCGGCUGUGGCCUUGGCCGUGUGCGUGGCGAAGCUGAGCUGACCCAUACUCGACGGCCCCCCGCCGCCACCACUCCCUACCAGGAGACACCUCUCGGAGAACACCUGCAACCGGCAGGACUAGGGAUGGGAGUGGGAUCUGGCAUGUUUCAGGGGAGCGAUUCUAAAACCCUGUGUGUGUACGUGUAUGUUUAUACGCGCGUUUCGAGCACACAUCUGCCUGGGCAGAACAUGGCUUGCUUCCUCUUGCUGGCCCAGGAGGAGUUAACUUUGCGCCGGCCACCAGGAUAUUACCGCUAAUGUAUGCAGGAGCUUUAUCCUCUAUUAAUAGAAAUCACAGUGACCCGAGAUUCCUCCGAGUUAAUAGGUUACCGCCUGUGCUGCUGGGGCGUGUUUACACUGAGUCUGAGCUUGGGGCCCCCCACCCCUGCCGUUGAUUCCUAGGCUCCGCAUGGGACAGUUUGGAAAGAGGGUGAGGUGAAAUUAAGUGUGAAGGGGGGGCUGUUUUGGUGUGUGUGUGUGUGUGUGUGUGUGUGUGUGUGUGUUUGUGUGUUGGUUUUGUUUCCUGGACAAGAAAACAAAUUGCAACAAGACAUAAGCAGUUUUUAUUACCUUAAUCCUUUGGGGCCUAAGUUUAGGAGAGUGUGCAAAUAGACGUUCGUGCAAGGUGCUUUCGGCACAGGAUUAUACACUUCUGCACACACUUGCCUAUUGAAAAGGGCUCCACCCAGUCAGCCUGGGAGGGGCAGCAAGCUUUGGGAAGGGCCGCAGGCUAGCGAAACAGGCACUUUCUCCUUGGCUGGGGCUUAUUUUUGUUACAGAACUAGACCAGAGUUUUUGAUCCUCCUUUGGGGAAUCCUCUCUGGAGCCCUUAAUCCUAUCUAUCCCUUGGAAUUUGCUUGCUGGCCAGUAGGAGAGCUGGCUUUGGAGGGAGCUGCACAGCUCCCUGACCCUCACACUGCCCCCUGGGAGGGUCAAGUGGCAUCACUGGGCACAGAGGUUUUGAGCCAGUUAGCCCUGAGACUGGGUUAGAACGUAACAGCUUUAACUUCAAAUUUAAGGAGGUUU